AUGCUGAACUAUCUCAUGAUUAAUCGUUCGUUCUUCCCAGAGACAUCUCUAAUAUAAAUGUUUAGUUCUACAUCUGAUCCUGUUUUCCAUCGCCUCCAUCUACGUAACAUCCGGAUGCUCAUGCAAUUCGCGCACCCGUCAGGAAUCCCAUUUGCAGAGAAGACAGGUAAACGCCCUCUCUUCCUUCUCAAUCUCCGUCAAUUUCGUUCAGGCUCUGCGAGACCGUCAGAGACAGGCGGUCCUUUCCGGUAGAAGUGUGCGCAGCGUGAUCGAGACAGAAGUGGAGAGCGAGACGACGCAGUGUCCGCGGAUGUCGUGCGUCCGAAUGGCACCUCGUCUGAAGGAUCGCAACGAUGUGUACGAGCGGCUGAGCCAGUGCGACGAAGUCACCGAACGGAUGGAUCAGCAGGAGGAGUUCGAAGUUGUGGUCAAGGGAACGACGAAGAGAAGCGGGGCGAAGUGCGUGAGGAUUGCAUCGAACGGUUUGCAGUCGUGCCUGGUUUGGUUCCAUACUUUGUUUUCAGACGAUCUGUCCACCUCAUCAGACACUCAAUUGAACUCUAUUGCUUGA
Caenorhabditis sp. 36 PRJEB53466 is the source of this 571-nucleotide messenger RNA. The record is from the annotation of a GenBank genome assembly. NCBI's taxonomy places the organism in Eukaryota, Metazoa, Nematoda, Chromadorea, Rhabditida, Rhabditidae.